Molecule: messenger RNA, 726 nt
Organism: Seminavis robusta
Lineage: Eukaryota; Bacillariophyta; Bacillariophyceae; Naviculales; Naviculaceae
Source: the annotation of a GenBank genome assembly
AUGAGCCAGCUCUGCAUUGCCAUGGAAAAUUUGAACAGAGCUCGCCAGAUUGCCUAUCCAUCCACACCAGAACACAAUGUGUCGCCUUGGGAUAGCGAUUCUUUUGAGCACAUGCUGCAGAGUUCUCCCACCAUGAGUCAUCAGCGUGGGGCCAUCCACCAGGAUGCCUUAAAUUCGCUCAAUCUUCUUCUACUUAAUCCCUGGAGUAUGGAUGCCCCGACAUUUCAGGCCACAAUGGGAGUCCCUCGAAUGAACGAGAACCGUAAGAAGAGCGCGAAACACUACAACCGAUAUAAGAAAAGAAAGAAUCUAGCUCAGUGUUCUAUCACGGGCAUAUGGGGAGAUUGCAACAAGGAAACGAUUGAAAAGGCGUACGACCAGCUAAGACUCUGUAUUGUCUUGCACGAUCCGGAUGGAGGUGGCAAUAAAGUCACACUUCGGAUUCUUGACCUGGCUUUGAAGGAUGAAAUUGUUGACGGCACUAUGACUUUUGGAGCCCUUGCAGGAAAUCCCUUUGACCUUCCAGAAGGAGGUGAAAACAAUGAAGGCCCCCUUCAAGCGAUGUCUGUCCUUCCAUGCACAGACAGCAUAUGCCGAAGCCAAAAGAAGGAACUGGCACCUCUUGAAAGAGGGCUGGAAUGGAAUCGAACCAAACCCUACCCAAUACGGUUCACCACUGGACACAAACAAGAUUACUUUCCUGAAGAUGGCUUCCUCCACUUUUGA